AUGGAUAUACGUCUCAACCUACGUCGGAUCUGCGUUCCUUUCACCUCUAUCACCGUAUCUCGACCUCGGUCAGCCACCGGGUUCCAGACCCGGUUCACUAUUCCACCCCGUUUGCCCCCGCCGACUUCUCCUUUACCUUUUAAACCCACGUUCUCCGGACCACUUUCCAGCAGGUCAAUUGUCUCUUCUACACACACCAUGGGUUCUAUCGCUCCUUAUCAGCGCAAGCACAAGGUCACGGUGGUGGGCUCCGGUAACUGGGGCUGCGCCAUCGCUAAGAUCAUUGCCGAAAAUUCGUCCAGCCACCCCGAACUCUUCGAGGAGAAGGUAGAAAUGUGGGUAUUUGAGGAGAAUGUCGAGAUUCCAAAGACUUCUAAGAACUACAAUGACGCACUUGCCGGCCCUCAGAAAUUGACGGAGGUGAUUAACAAUGUCCAUGAGAAUGUCAAGUACCUCCCAGGAAUUCAGUUGCCAGUCAACCUGCACGCAAACCCGUCUCUCGAGGAUGCGGUGAAGGACAGCACAAUUCUCAUCUUCAACUUGCCCCAUCAGUUUAUCAUUAAGACUUGCGAACAACUCAAGGGCAAGAUCCUCCCUUACGCCCGUGGCAUCUCUUGCAUCAAGGGCGUGGACGUCAAUAGUACAGGUAUCCACCUCUUCUCUGAGACCAUUGGUCAAACUCUAGGCAUCUAUUGCGGUGCCCUGUCUGGUGCAAACAUCGCCAAUGAAGUCGCCCAAGAGAAAUGGUGCGAGACUAGCAUCGCCUACGAUCCCCCACACAUGGACUCCCAGGUCCCCACUCCCCAGCGGUCGCCUUCUUCCUCCACAACCAACUUGGUCGAGUUCCAGCACAAGGACACCUCGGGUAAAAUCUCGGAUGUCAAGUUGCAGGCCUUGCCGUCAGAGUACCCUCCUGUCGACCACUCCGUGCUGAAGACCCUCUUCCACCGUCCUUACUUCCACGUGCGUGUUGUUAGCGAUGUCGCCGGUGUCUCUAUCAGUGGCGCUCUUAAGAACAUUGUUGCUCUGGCCGCUGGCUAUGUUGUCGGCUUGGGAUGGGGUGAUAACGCCAAGGCCGCUAUCAUGCGUGUGGGUUUGAUGGAGAUGGUCAAGUUCGGAGACGCAUUCUUCAGCGCCACGAUUGACACCCGCACCUUCACCGACGAGAGUGCCGGUGUGGCAGACUUGAUCACCAGCUCCAGCAGCGGUCGUAACUUCCGGUGUGCCAAGUUGAGCGUUGAGCGCAACCAGCCUAUCGAGGAGAUCGAGAAGACUGAGCUCAACGGCCAGAAGUUGCAGGGUACCCUGACUGCUAUGGAAGUUAACAGCUUCCUGAAGAAUCAGGGCAUGGAGGCUGAGUUCCCUCUGUUCACUGCUGUUUUCCGUAUUUUGGAGGGAACCAUGAAGGUCGAGGAUAUUCCUUCUUACAUUGAGCGCCCCCCUCAGGCCCGAGCCCCGAUUUCUGCAUCACAAAAUUUCAAGGAGAAUAAUGGCGCUCGGUUCAGUUCUGCACGAUUAUGA
Molecule: messenger RNA, 1521 nt
Organism: Penicillium egyptiacum
Lineage: Eukaryota; Fungi; Ascomycota; Eurotiomycetes; Eurotiales; Aspergillaceae
Source: the annotation of a GenBank genome assembly